AUGGCUGGGAAGAAAUGGUUGUCACUAUCAAACAUCCGUCACUUUCAUAAGCACCCAAGGCCAGAUGAUUAUCGCGUUGACCCCGUUGCACCAUCUAGGAAGACGGACUUGACUCAACUGUCUACAACAGAGCAUGAUUCAACAACAUCCUCCGCCCAUGAUCAUGACCGGGUGCAUCCAAUUCCAAAUAAAUCGGCCACCUCAAUUAAGCCGAACUUACUCUGGGAUAGAGCUUAUGACAGCUUCAGAGAAGACCAGCCUGCGCUGGUGGAAGCUUAUGAAAAGGUGCUGUCUUGUGAACUUGCUGCGACAUGUACCACUUUCCCAGUAUCCAACAUUGAGCAAAACAUGAUUGAGCGGAAAGAUACAGAGAUGCGACGAUCUCAGAUGGGACAGCUUGUUGACAAGGGUCUGGCAAGGAUUGAGCAUGAGGCCAAUGCCAAACAGGGUGUUGGACAUGUAGUAGAUGUGGCCCUUGCUGCAAAUAAUAUGAUAAGCACUGCACUCAAGGAAGUUGGAUAA
Aspergillus chevalieri is the source of this 522-nucleotide messenger RNA. RefSeq lists its product as uncharacterized. The transcript has a single exon. The record is from RefSeq and is a predicted model, not a curated record. NCBI's taxonomy places the organism in Eukaryota, Fungi, Ascomycota, Eurotiomycetes, Eurotiales, Aspergillaceae. Bases 1 to 522 code for a protein of 173 amino acids.